CAGGGGCUCGAAAUCAGUGCAACUCACAACAUUCCGCUGUUUCCAUGGUAGUCAACCAUGUCACGACAUUCAGUGAGGCGAUAGCUAGCAAAAUCCUAGGGCUUCAGAAAUGAAUUUCUGAAAUUGUGUAUAAAGUAAGAGAGGUCGCCGCCUAUAGCUACAUACACUUCAAAUUUAUUCAUGUUAAUGUCCACCUUACCGGCCGAAAAGACCAGCAGGAUGAACCGUUUUAACUCCACCGUCCCCGUUGAAGAAUACCUUGCGGACAGUAAUGUCUUAUUUUACCUGAGUGAUGCAGUGACCCAGCUCCUGGAGCAUAAGGAGGAAUACACCCAGUUUGGGGUGAUCCGCUACUUUGCUGAAUAUUUCAGCAGUGUGAAGAACAGUAACCACGUUCUCUUCAGGGAGUAUAACUAUAUCAAGGCCACUCCUCAUAACCGAGCCUCCUUCAUCAGAGUCUUCUGGAGGUGCUACAGACAGAUCGGCAAGAGUGGGGACUUAUUGUCCAUGCUGGAGUACAGGUCUCUGCUGCAGUUACUGUGUCCAGACUUCCCAGCAGAAACAGUACAGAGUGCAGCCAGAAUUGUUCUGAUGGACGACGCCAUAGAUUGUUUGAUGUCCUUCUCUGACUUCCUUUAUGCGUUCCAGCUGCAGUUUUAUUACCAAGAGUUUCUGGACAGUGUGCUGGUGAUCUACCAGGAUCUGUUAUCCGGGAAGAGUCCCAACACUGUCAUCGUCCCCACGUCCACCUCCAUUGAGCAGCUUCCCUCAGUGGCUGCAGAUGAGAAUGACAAGGAGGAGCAGCAGCAGGAUGGGGUGGAACCAUCCACACUGGCUCAGUGUAUCGACGCCCUCUGUGACAGGUUCAAACACAGUCAUCCUCCCAGGUCCAGCAUAAGGGAAGUACUGGGACAGACUGACAAAGUGUCUUACUACGACUUCCUAAUCGGACUGGUUAAACACGAGACCAUCAACCAAACUGUUGGGGCAUUACCAAGCAAGGCAGAGUUGCUCAUUGACCCAGAGAUGGACCAGGAACUGGAUAAACUAAUUGCCCAGAUCUCAGUGAGUCCUGGCAGCAACAGCAGUGGCAGCGCUGUUGGGGGGCUGAAGGAGGUGCAGAGGAAGGCCUCUCCCAGGAGGAACAUCCACCACAGGAGGAAAAUGGAGGUGGAAAGUGAUGGCUCCACAGAAGAGACGGACUCCUCUGAAAACUGACCUCUGACCUAUCACCACUCUGUGACACAUCGCCUUCCUUCACAAGUCCAGGACACACUGUGGCUGGAUGGUAUUUGUGAAAAGUUUCCUGCCCAUUAAACCCACACAUCAGUGCAUAAGAGAACCCUCCAUCCUGCUAUUGUUUUCUCUUUGUCCAGUAAAGCACUGAAGGAUAAACAGAAUAUCACUGAAUGCAGGGCAGAUGCUACCACUGUUGUGUGAACAUAUUAAAGAACUGUUAAAUUAUGCAUUUCCUCGUUCCUCCUGAUCAUAAUCUGCACAGUGGACAGCUCAAGCAUGAACAGCUGAUGUAUUUGUUACUUUGUUAUGAAUAGAAUGGCAUUAAGGUUGAUAUGUGAAUGUGAUAUGAUUUGUAUAAUAUCCUAGCUCACACUGUGAUUAAUAAAGAUGUAACUGUGAUGCCUAAUAAAGAUGAUUUCUGUUACUCACUUA
Molecule: messenger RNA, 1671 nt
Organism: Acanthopagrus latus (yellowfin seabream)
Lineage: Eukaryota; Metazoa; Chordata; Actinopteri; Spariformes; Sparidae
Gene: cstpp1
Product: chromosome 8 C11orf49 homolog
Exons: 9
Coding region: 181-1218 (345 amino acids)
Source: RefSeq, a predicted model, not a curated record